AUUGUGAAGUCAUUCAGUGAAACAACAUGGCCGCUAAACUCAUUGUCUUCGUCUGCGCCAUCGCCCUCAUGGCCCAGUCCGUUUUGGGCACCGGUUGUGGCUGCGGCUGUAGAGGUUGUGGCUGCGGUUGUGGAGGUUGUGGCUGUGGAUGUUGUGAGCGUUUCCCUGUAUGUUCCAACUCUGCUGCUCCCACUGGUCUAAGUAUAUGUUCCGAGAACACGUACAAGGGUGGUGUCUGUGUCUGCGGUGAAGUGCCUUUCCUUGGUACUGCUGAUGUCUGUGGCCAGAUGUGCAGCUCGGGUUGUGGUUGUAUCGACUACGGCUGCGGAAACGGUUGCGUCGGUAUCACCCGAAGCUGCGGCGGGUGCGGAUGCGGCUGUGGAGGCUGCGGUGGCUGCGGAUGCGGCUGUGAAGGCUGCGGUUGCUGCUGAGGAUGCGGUUGCGUACGUUCAUGUUAUGGCGUCUACUACAAAUCUCAUUGAGUUAUGUAUUAUUAAAAAAAUCAAUAAAAUCCACAUUCAGUAUUUA
Bombyx mori (domestic silkworm) is the source of this 528-nucleotide messenger RNA. RefSeq names its product chorion class high-cysteine HCB protein 12. The coding region runs from base 27 to 431 and encodes 134 amino acids. The transcript has 2 exons. The record is from RefSeq and is a predicted model, not a curated record. Gene Ontology annotation, cellular component: egg chorion. Gene Ontology annotation, molecular function: structural constituent of egg chorion. Gene Ontology annotation, biological process: multicellular organism development; chorion-containing eggshell formation. NCBI's taxonomy places the organism in Eukaryota, Metazoa, Arthropoda, Insecta, Lepidoptera, Bombycidae.